This is a messenger RNA of Patella vulgata (common limpet), 3383 nucleotides long. RefSeq lists its product as uncharacterized. The coding region runs from base 173 to 1441 and encodes 422 amino acids. Gene Ontology annotation, molecular function: protein tyrosine/serine/threonine phosphatase activity. Gene Ontology annotation, cellular component: cytoplasm. Lineage: Eukaryota; Metazoa; Mollusca; Gastropoda; Patellidae. The record is from RefSeq and is a predicted model, not a curated record. The transcript has 2 exons. Gene Ontology annotation, biological process: protein dephosphorylation.
GGGAAUUUAUAUACUGUACGUCGAUACUUGGUAAGACUAUAUAUAACAUAAACACGAUUUGACUGAAACUGUGGAAAACUGGAAUUGAAUUGAAGUGAAGAAAUUCUAAUAACUGAUCUGCCUACAUGUUUUAAUUAUUUAGAUGCGGGAUUGAAUAACAAUUUCUUGGAUUAUGCGGAACCCAAACACGGAUAAAGAGAACGGGAUCGUCAAUGAAAUGGCAGUGAAUGGAGCAAGUUCUCUCGAUGUCAGUCAUGUACAAUGUAAUGUACAUAGCAGUGGACUCAAGGGGGAGAAAAUCAAACGUCUGAUGAGAGCUGAUUCGGAUCUUUCUGAUAAAAAUGUGGCUAAAGCCCUGCCACCAAGGCCUUUCCUCAAGGAGCUAAAAAGACAGAAUAGUGUUGGAGACGUGUUAAGCGUGAUAUUGAAUAAAAGCAGAGCUCAGAUCAAUAGUUUAUUUACCAGAAAGUUAAUGAGUUCAGAAAGGCGACAAAGUCAAAGCACACAUUUUGACUCGCUUAAUAACUUUCCUGAUUUUCACGAGACCAAGAUUGUCGCGGAACAGAAUAUGGAUACCAAUACGAGCGAUUCACCUAUAAAACACUGUCAUCAUUUCUCGUCGGUGUUAAGCGAAACCGGAAGUCAAGAACAGACGACGUCCCGUGCAAAAGUGCCAGUCAUUAAACCGUCGCUCAGUCCAACCUUUAAAAACAUUCAAUCUGGGCAAUUAAAACCACAUAUCCGAACUGGUAUGGACGCGUCUCCGAAUCGUGGACCGAGAAAGAUACUUACUAAAAACCAUAGCAUUGAUUUUCCGAUAUCUUCGAACGCUUCAUCAUGCUCCAAUCAACACGCUAUCUAUCAAUGCGGCCAAACGGAUUCAAAAAGUCACCUGUAUCGAAUUUUAAGCUACCUUUAUUUGGGAAGCAUCGAAAGUGCCUACAAUGAACCGGCCUUGUGUAAAGCCAACAUAAACGCCCUUGUUGACAUUGCCAAUGUUCCUCCUAACUUUUCAGUGCCAGGACGCAAGUUGGAAUGUCCUUGCUUCUGUAUAGACAAAUUACAUUUCCGUUCCAAGCUCUACAUUGCAGUGGAUGAUAUUGAAUGGGAGAGCAUGGAACAAUACUUUGAGGAAAUAAACAAUUUUAUUGAAGGUGCAAGGAAAUGUCAUAAAUCCGUUCUGAUCUAUAGUUACCAUGGUAAAUCUCGAUCGGCGGCAGCCAUUAUACAAUAUUUAAUGAGCCAUUACAAAAUAUCUUUAGAUUUAGCUUUCAAAACGGUGAAACGUAGAAAACCGGAUAUCGUUAUCAAUCAAGGCUUGUGGAAAGCUCUAGAACGGUUGGACAGGAAAAUCAUUGAAAAUGAAAAGAUGGGUCUUGAAUCAUUUAAAUUACUUACUUCUACACCACCGUCGGUUCGGAAUGCAUGGUUGGACUGUUGACUUGAAUUCACAAUGGCAGGACUAUCUUCAGUUAAGAUUUCUGUGGCAUUUAGGUAUCCUGUCGCCAUAUCGUACGGCGUACAUCGUGUUUUCAGUUUCUGAAGGUCGGGUGGAACUGCCUAUUAAUUGUUCACAAUGGUCAUGUAAUGGGUUUAUGCAACGUAAAAUAAAACGUGAAAAAGUAAAUGGAAAAGAUGGAGUGCAAUUAAAAGGAAAACAAACACCCUACGUGGAAAAUAUAAUCUCGUGCAUUUGAAAGUUUAACAAACCAAUUAAAUAUAGUCCCGUUUUGUGUGUUUUAAUUAUGUGCCUUCAAAUAGAUUUUCGUACUAUUGAUAUAAAUAAUUGCUUCAACCUAUGAAUAUUUUGCAUCGACUUGCACGCCUCAAUAUAGUCUAUUGAACGAAACUAUUAUAGCAGCUUCCCCUGUGAUUUAUCUAUAUCUAGCCUAUGAUAAUUACAUGUUCGUAUACCAGUGCCUACAUAUUAUUUCGAUGACGCUCGUUCAGUGAAUUAAAUCCAGCAUGACUUCAACGUAAGCCUUUAGUACGUUAUUGCCGUUCGAACUUGUAAUGUAUUUUAGUUCAAACAGGACAUGCCAUAAUGUGAUUUUAUAUAAUUUAGUUCAUUUCAUCAAUAAUUUGGAUGGAUUAAUGUAUAUUCGUCAAUCCCAGACUUACAGUCUAGAAAAUAUCAAUAAUAAAUAUAUCACAACGGAAAACGGGGCUAAAAUUAAAAUUUGUAUUCGUGUGUCGAAUUUUAGCUUGGAAUUGUUUCAUGUUCUUAUUUUUACAAGUCAUUUUAAUACGUUGAAGGUAUAUUGUCGUUACUCAUAUCUUGUAAACUCGCCACAGGUUUGAGAUUUUGACUACCCACCCUGUCAUUGUCAAGUCAAUUUAAUACGGAGUCACUGCGCCUUUUACAGAAAGCUUAUAGGCUUUGGCUUUUAUUUUACAUCACAGCAUAAUUUAGACUUUGGUACAGUGAUGUAGGAAUAUCAAAUAUAUGCCUGAUACAAAAUACGAGUCUGGAUGACGGUUAAUGAAUCGAACUUAGAAAGCCCCACUGGAAUAAUCCUCGGGCUUUAAGCGACCAACUCAAAAUUUAUGUCGGGUUUCGACCCAAAUUAAUUCUUCCGAUUGCACUGGAUGUAUGCAUAAUUCCGUAUUGUAUCAUAAUUUUCGUAUGGUUUUCCUCAAAAGCACCCUUGGUGGAUAUGUAGCGCUUAUUCGGUGUAUGUUGAAUUCACAGUCUUGUGGCAUCAAGUAAAGGUUUCGUGAGAAGUGCCUCAUUAUUCGUCGGAAAGGGAACCCUUUAAAGAACAAAUUUUCUAUAACCUCAAAGAUAAGAGAAAAAUAGAGGUUCUUUUGUUUCCUAACUGAAAUUACGUUCUAGAAGAUAUAUUUAGUUAUUUAUGUUUUUCGGGAAAUUCGGUGAGAUGCUUUCCUUUCUGUAUUUUCAUAAUGUCAGCAUAGCUAUAUGUGAUUUUAUACGACUGAUACAUAAGCUGCUUUGGGCAAUAUCUAUGGGCAAAUUAAGCUUGGCACAGCAUAAGAACGAAUAUAACUACAUCGAAAGGAACCUGGCAGCAAUAUACAAUAUAUCUGAUUAUCGUUUAUGCGGCUACGUGGUCCCGUGUACACGAUGGCGUGUAUACACAUAAAAGAACCCUCGAAAGUUGGAAUUCGUUGAAGAGUGGUGGAUGUUUGGUGCCUGGUUGGUGCAGAAAAGCAGGAUAUUAAACUACAUUUCAUUUCCAUGCAAACUCUGGAUUCAAAGGGUGCUCACACUACUGAUGUUGUAUGUAUGUCGCCUGUAUAUCAAAAUAAAAAAGGAGCACAGUUUUAUAACAAUACAUAUAAAAUAACACGAUAUUUCAUUAUUUUAACGCCAUCUUAAGCACCGGGUCGGGUUCCCCUCUUUCUGUCUUAAUCCCCAAUAU